This is a messenger RNA of Arabidopsis thaliana (thale cress), 941 nucleotides long. Its product is annotated as cysteine-rich repeat secretory protein, putative (DUF26). The coding region runs from base 105 to 941 and encodes 278 amino acids. The transcript is spliced from 2 exons. Gene Ontology annotation, cellular component: extracellular region. The record is from RefSeq and is marked reviewed. NCBI's taxonomy places the organism in Eukaryota, Viridiplantae, Streptophyta, Magnoliopsida, Brassicales, Brassicaceae.
AAAAGAUUUCUCAUAAGGUAUCAAAUCCCUCAUCAUAUACAUCACAGUCUCAACACUUUAUCUACAAAAUAACACUCCCGUUUAAAACUAAAACAUCCAAAACAAUGUACUCUUUAUCUUCUGUAUCAAAACACCUUAUUUUGGUCCAUAUAUUGGCCCUGGUGGCCACACAACUGCUUCUCAUACGUAGCGUUUCGUCUUUGAACAUGACCAAUUCCUAUCUGAACCACAAAUGCUUUGUCAGUCAAGGGAAAUACAAGCCAGGAAGUGCACAUGAGAAAAGCCUAGAAGCUAUCAUCCAUUCCAUCUCGGUUGGUGAAAAUGUUAAUAGCGGUUACGACAUGAUGUCAUUUGGUGACGGUCCAGAUCUAGUCUGCGUUGUCCUCCAGUGCCGUGGUGACUCCUACGGGUCCAAGUGCCGCUCCUGCUUUGCCUCAGCCAUGGCCGGGCUUCGUAGGAGAUGUCCGAGAUAUAAAGGGGGAAUAAUAUGGUUCGACCAAUGUCUUCUCGAGAUUUCUUCGAUCGAUAAUGUAGGGCAGCUCAAUUACGGUGAUAGUUUCUGUAUGUCCAACGCGAAGAAUGUGGGAGAUGAUCCAUUUUCUUUCAUACUGAAGUGGGAUACUCUCUUCGACAAUAUAUCACGUAUAGCUAUCACUGAAAAGAAUAAAAACUUAAAAGAUACCAACAAACCGGCACUAUACGGGGCGGGGGAGAAGAGGCUCGGGACAAAGAAGAAGAUGUACGGAAUGGUUCAGUGUACAGAUGACUUAUCUGUUAAGGCUUGUGAGGAGUGUCUGGUUGCUAAUAUCUUGAAGUUUCAAAAUUGCUGGAAAAGUGGUAAACGCGGUGCGAGGGUUUUGGAUAGGAGCUGUAACUUUAGGUAUGAGCUUUACCCUUUUGUUAAUGCCAAGACUGGUCCUAAUUCUUAUUUUAAGAGUUAA